UCGAGCGUCUGAUUUCCCCCGCGGGUCUUGAUUGACGAAGAUCGGGGAGAUCACGUCGCUCUUCUCUGGCUUGAGGAGUUUACCAGGAGAGAAGAACUCUGUGGUCUGCUGCUGCUGCUCCUGCGUCUGCCAUCAUCUUCUCUUCCUCUUCGCUCUAGGCACUGUCUACCCCCACCAACAAGUUCCUCCCUCUGCUAGCACUGGUGUUGGCAUCGGUCGAGGAGGUACAGCUUCCCUGCCAUCUAAGAAGAUUUCUGACCUUGACAGUGAGUGAAACAUAACUAUCUAAAGAACUCUAGAGGGUGUAAAAGUCUCUUAUAAAGCUCAAAAUUUUGAAAUGACAAACAUGAAGGUGUUCAUUGUGCUUCACUAGAAAAACUGCAACUGAAGCAGCAGUAGCAGAGAACAUUAUUUGGGUUCAUGAACGGGAAAUGAUAUAAAUAGUUGAAAGAAAAGUGAUAACGAAAAGGUGCGAAGUUCGAAUAUUUGUAGUGACUCGCCUGCCAAAGUACAGGUAACGGAUAAACAAGACGCUAGUAAAUCUCAAGUAAAUUUGCAAUGCACACACUGCAAUGAAUUUGAAAGUGUAAAAGGAAUUUGUGGUGAUAAUGAUACACAGAAGUCGUAUCGCAAAAUUUGUCCAGAAUACUGCACCCAAUAGAAAAACAAGAUUGUUCUGUUUGUUGAAUGGAAGGUGGCGACGACAGACGGAGAAGACCUUGAAGCAUAAUUGAUCCCGUGCACAGAUCAUAAACUCGAACAUUUGACCUCAGUGCUGUUGCUCUCAAGUUAUGGGAAGCUGGUAGAGCUGAAGCUGGUAUUAGAGGUGAGAAGUGUAUACACUGUUGAGGCAAGUAGCGCAAGUGGGCGUCAGGAAGACAUUGAGUUUCCUAUUGUGUGCAGAGGAUAUCUGAAGACCUCAUCUGAGGACCUCAUCAGAAGACCUCAUCUAAGGGCAUCAAUCAUCUGAGGACAUCAAUCAUCUGAGGGCAUCAUCUGAGACUCGCUCGUCUAAGGGGUUUGUAGUAGCCGCUAGGAAGUGUGUGUGGGAUGACUGGGGCGUGCGGGCGCGUGGGCGGUGUGGCAGGGUAGCGGGGCAGCCCCAGCAUGAGGGUAGCGGCCCCAGCAAGACCCCCACGCGACCCCGCCCCCGAAAUCGCCGCAAGCCGCCCGCCCGCCGCCAGCCGCCCGCUGCACCAUGAGAUAACAGCGGUGGCCGCCGCAGAAGCAACCGCAGCUGCCGCAGACAAGGCAGGACGUCAUGAGUAAUGUUUAUGCGGCGUAUGGGCCCGUGCCCACCAGUGUCGGGGUCUCGGCCGCCCCCAGACUCAAUGGCUCCCUGGACAGGCGAGCCAUGGUGGGCCGUUCGUCCAUGUUGGGCCGCUCGGCCACCCUGGGCCGGGCAAACAACGGGCCCAUGGGCCGCUACCCACCGCCGGGAAUGGGAUGCUCCUACCAGGACCUCCGGCGCUCUAGAGAGUUCCUGGAGAUGAAGCACGGUCCCAUGGAAUUGCUGGAACCCCUGGACACGUUAAGCAUGGCCGGUAGUGUUCUUCGAGGCUCCUUUGAAGGGUUCCCCGCGCUGCCAACCUCCACGCUGGAGCGCCGACGCAACGGUGGCGUAAUAACCGGUUGCAGUGUCCACGGCGGCGGCGGCGGCUCGUUAAGUCGCGCCGGAAGCUGCCACGGAUCGCACUACCAGCUGGCAGAGGAACGAAGAAGUGGCUGUUGUCGGAGGAGCUGCUGCACCAUCACUCUCUCCCUCAUCGCUUGUCUCCUUAUACUCAGCGGGGUCAUCGUAGCUCUCUACUUCUUCAUCAAGAAUGUCCCGUACGAGCCUCGGCCGCCCAUCCAGGAAGUGCGUGACCCAUGCCGAGGGAGGAAGUGCCAGCAUGGGUCGGUGUGCGUGCCCAGCGAUGACCGCGCCAAUGCCAGGUGUGAGUGCCCCGUGGAAUGCCGGGUGUAUGGAGGCGGCCUUGGGGCGGUGCCAGUGUGUGGCUCUGACGGCCAGGACUACGAGAAUGAGUGCCAACUGAAGCGGCACUCGUGCACUAACCAGCGACACCUAGAUGUCAAGUACACUGGCAAAUGUGACCCUUGCGAGGAUGUCUCUUGCCCAGAACGACAGAGUUGCCAGCUGGACCGCGAACGACGACCAGUGUGUCGCUGCAACGACGUCUGCGCCAAGGAGUACGAACCCAUCUGUGCCUCUGACGGCAAGACAUAUACGUCCAGAGCAACUUGUGGAUAUAACAGUGGAGAGGAGGGUCCCUGUGCCGGACACGUGUGUGGUCACGGGGGCGUGUGUAUGGAGCGGCAGGGGCGCCCUGUAUGUGAGUGCCCUCAGUGUCCCGCCCACCUCGACCCCGUAUGUGGCACCGACGGCAUCUCUUACGACAACGAGUGCCACCUCAGAGCAGAGUCCUGCAGGAUACAUCGAGACAUUCCCGUUAGAUACAGAGGACGUUGCACUUGUAUCCCUGUUAAUACCAGUGCAGACGCUGAGUCAAAAGCAUGCUCACCCAGCGGGUGUGAGCAGAAAAGCAGUGCGACUUCACAGUUGUUGUGUGAAGCAGACGAGAUUGGUGUAGGGCGGUGUGUGUGUCCCGAGUCCUGCGUCAAGGUGGAGAGCAAGGUGUGUGGCACAGACGGGGUCACUUACCUCAACGAGUGUCUGCUGAAGGUGGCUGCUUGUCGCAAGCAGCAGUUUAUUAUCGUGUCGUCCAGAGGCGACUGUGAUCUUUGCCAACACGUUGUGUGUAAAUAUGGUGGUCGGUGUGAGAGUGGUCGGUGUGUAUGUCCCAGCCAGUGCCCCACCACCCGCGAGCCUGUAUGUGCCUCCAACGGCCACACCUUCGUCAACGAGUGCGAGAUGCAGAAGGCUGCGUGUGGCAUGGAGGACGGCCUCAGAGUCACCUUCGUCGGCGAGUGUUCUGAGGCUCGUACGUCAGGAGUCAAUUUCGAGCUGACGCCAUGCAACGGGGACGAGCCCUUGGUGAACCCAGCCACGGGAAGGGACUUCUACUGCGGGAAGGGCCCUGACACCGAGACUUGUCCUGCUGGAGCUUACUGCCACUGGACACUCUCCUUCGCCAAAUGCUGUCCGCUACACAAAGAAGAGAACAAGACAGAGAUAGGACCCUCGUGCCAGCAGUCCUCCUACGGCUGCUGUCCUGACAGACGCACUCACGCUCUGGGACCCAACUAUGCUGGCUGCCCCUCCAUCUGCCAGUGUCAUAAGCUGGGUGCCCAUGACGAGUCGUGUGACCCGGUGACAAACCAGUGUCGGUGUAAGCCUGGGGUGGGAGGCACCAAAUGUGAUCGUUGUGAGCCGGGGUUCUGGGGACUGCCAAGGAUCCAGCACGGCAGCAAGGGAUGUUUACCAUGUGGGUGCUCGCUCUUUGGGUCUGUGAGAGACGACUGUGAGCAGAUGACAGGGCAGUGCGUGUGCAAGCCAGGCAUCAGGGGUAAGAAGUGCAACGGGUGCCCCGAGGGACUAGUUCUGAGCCCUAAGGGAUGCCGGCACCAGAGUGAGACCACCCCAGCACCCCGUUCUUGUGCCGACCUCGAGUGCUACUUUGGAGCCAGAUGCCAGGAGCAUGACAGACACGCAGAGUGUAAGUGUGAAGCUCAGUGCCCAGAGGACUCCUCUGCAGCGCCCCCUGUCUGCGGUUCCGAUGGGGAGACGUACGCCAGUGAGUGUCACCUUCGACUGUUCGCCUGUCACUACCAGAAGGAUGUGGUGGUGGACGCCCUAGGUCCAUGUCCCUUACCAGGCAACCAGUCUGACGGUGUGACGGAGUCUCCUCUGCGUCGCUCCACGGCUGCCCUCUCCACUGAGCCGCACCGAGCGGAGACCGCGAAAGCAACGCGUCACCUGUUGCAGCCGGAGUAUGUGAUUGGCAGCGUGAGUGGCUCAAGCACCCACAGCCUCUCGAACAGCAUCUUCAGUGUUCCCCCCACUCCUGUCACCAUAGCUGCCUUCGGGCUCUUGGGUUCCAUCUGUUAUCGGGACAAGGACUGCUCUGUGCCUUACUCCCGCUGCAAGACUUCCAUCUGUACCUGCCGCGUUGGAUACACGCAGAGUGCUGACCGUCAGACGUGCGUAGUCAACACUCCAGGCAGGGAAGAGGUAGUGGGAGCGUGUAGUCGUCAACCAUGCCAGAGAGGAGGCACAUGUAGGGAGUUACCUGAUGGUAGCUACUCCUGCCACUGCACCUCCAGGGCCACAGGAGCACACUGUGAGGAGGAGCUACCACCACCCUACGAGAUUCCUUCAUUCAGUGGCUCUUCCUACUUAGAAGUAAAGAAGAUAAAAGCUUACAACAAAGUCCAGGUUGAACUGGAGUUCCGAACAUUCACGGACAGCGGGAUACUCCUGUACAGUCAGCAACAGAAGGAUGGCUCUGGGGACUUCCUCUCCCUGGCCCUUGUAGAUGGCUUUGUAGAGUUCCGUUACAAUUUGGGAUCAGGUCCAGCCUUAAUUCGCAGCCACGAACGGGUGCAGAUGAAGCGCUUCCACAAAGUUGUGGCCAAAAGAUACCAGAGAGACGGUAUCUUGCAGUUAGAUGAAUCUGAGGAUGCCAUUGGCAAGGCUCCGGGAAACCUCAAGAGCCUGGACCUUCGAGGCUCAACGUACAUUGGCUAUGUUCCCACCAAUGAAAGACGGGUAUGGGAAAAUGCAGGGACAACAGAAGGACUAGUGGGGUGUCUGCGCUCAGUGAGGAUCAAUGGGCGACCCCUGGACCUAGUUUGGCCUGGCUCUCCACAUGUUGUGAAGGCAGAGCAUGUGGGCGAGUGCUCUGCUUCCCCUUGUGCCUCUCUCCCAUGUCUCAACCAAGGCUCUUGUAGACCAACAGAUGAUGGCCACUUUAAGUGUCUCUGCAUACAAGGAUACACUGGAGAGAGGUGCGAGGUACGUUUAGACCCCUGUGAAAGUCAGCCAUGCCAAGCCGGUGCCUCCUGUGUAACCCUUCCAUCUGAGGGCUUCCUCUGCAAGUGUCCUCCAGGCAGAACUGGUACUCUGUGUGACCAAAUGGACCGCACUCUUCGGGAGUCAGUUAUUCCAGACUUUGAUGGAGAUGCCUAUCUUGAACUCCCAACUCUAGAGAAUGUUGGCAACUCUUUAGCCUUGGAGAUCUGGUUUCUUACUAGAUCUCCAGAUGGUGUCCUGCUCUACAAUGGACAGAUGGGUGGGGGAGGAGACUUCAUUGCCUUAAAUCUUCGCAAUGGACACGUUGAAUUCUCCUAUAACCUUGGCUCUGGUCUUGCCACUCUAGUAAGUCCCAAUCGAGUGCCACUGAACACUUGGCAUGUGGUUCGUGUGCGCCGCAAGAAGAGGCGUGGCAUCCUGAGACUUAAUCAGGGUCGGAGGGUCAUGGGCAAGAGUGGGCCUAGGCUAAAGGAACUCAACCUCAAUCAGCCACUUUAUCUUGGAGGCCUUGAGAACUACACUAAGGCGCAUCCAGACUCUGGGGUUACCAUGGGUCUUAAUGGAGCCAUUCAGCGCCUUCUUGUCAAUUCAGAAGUCUUUGACAACUUGGAUGAGCGAGCCACAGGUGGUCGAGGUGUCCGCAGGUACAGAGGUCCUCCAUGCCAGCUUAACCCAUGCGAAAAUGGUGGGGUCUGUCAGCCCUUCCGAAACAGAUUUCUCUGUAAAUGUCCCGCUGCUUACACUGGCAAGUUCUGUGAGAAACGUGUUGAUGAAGAGCAGAUGAUGAAACCAGUCAAGUUUGAUGGCAAGACCUUCCUUAAGUUCCCUAACAUGGUGUACAGAAUAAACCUAACCCAUUACAACCUCACUGCCGAUGACUAUGAUGCCUAUGAUUUUCCGGAGCCUUGGACAGAUGUUGACCUCAGUUACCCAACCGAGUAUGACCUCGAAGAUGACAUAGCUUUUCUAGAAGAGGAAGACUAUGAGGAUGAAGGAAAGGCAGAAGAAAUUGAAAUGUUGGAAAAAAAGAAGGAAGAAGAGAUGGUCUCCUUGGGUGAAGAAGUUGAAGAACUUGAGGAUGGUUCUGGCCUUCUUUCCCUGUAUGAUGAUGAUGAAGCCAUGUUGGAGGAGCAGGAGUACUAUAGUGCCUUGGAGACUAUGCAGAAGGAUGACAACGACCAUGAUAACAACCUAAUACAAGACAAUAGAACAGACCAAGAAACUGAGGGGGAGGAUCUGGGAGGUAAGCGUGGUCAGACUACCAACCACUUCGAGAUCAGAUUCCGUGCCACUGCCCCAAAUGGAGUAUUGGUGUGGCUGAACAAGGGCACCAGUGUCUCCAGGGACUACCUUGCCCUCACAAUCAAUGGAGGCUUUGUUGAACUCUCCUUCAACCUGGGCACACAACAGUCCAUGCUCAUCAUAAAAUCCAAGGUGAAUAACUGAAAUUGUUCAUUGCUC
Molecule: messenger RNA, 6394 nt
Organism: Cherax quadricarinatus
Lineage: Eukaryota; Metazoa; Arthropoda; Malacostraca; Decapoda; Parastacidae
Source: RefSeq, a predicted model, not a curated record